UUUCAGAAAUGCGGCACGUACGGACAAGAGCUUUUUUGCCUUUCUAUCAAUUUAUGCAACAAGAUGGAAGGCAUGAAGCCAGCAUUCUGCGGUAACUACUUUACUCUUGAGAUGCCUAUUUAUUCCAUAAAAGAAUCGAAAUCAAACGGCAUUCAAUUCCUUCGCAAGCUUUAUUUUCAAAACUACCGAGACAUGUACACGCACAGCGCAUGCAACUAUAAAUGUGUUUUUGGUUGUCGACGAAUGGGGUAUGAUAAGAGGAUAAUGACGGAAUUGUUGAUUCGUAAUAUAUCUGGCCUGCACCUGUAUCAGUGCGACAGCGUGCAUUCUUGGGUCUUCAUCGCAGUUGUGAUCGUUGUAUUCAUCAUCCUUUUGAUCCUCACAACAUUUUUUGUGAGAAGUGAAAUGUCGAGCAUUCGUGGUACCCACUUUCAAGCUUUGUUCUAACGCAAUUCGUUAUUUACGCAUGGCUGGAUGCUGUGAAAAUCGGUGGGAAUCAUCUACAUAUUUCAGGAACCACAAAAGAAGUAAACGUGCGACACUGA
Loa loa (African eye worm) is the source of this 545-nucleotide messenger RNA. RefSeq lists its product as hypothetical. The transcript has 3 exons. Bases 64 to 447 code for a protein of 127 amino acids. The record is from RefSeq and is a predicted model, not a curated record. Lineage: Eukaryota; Metazoa; Nematoda; Chromadorea; Rhabditida; Onchocercidae.